Pseudoliparis swirei is the source of this 2057-nucleotide messenger RNA. It is a transcript of the gene c2cd4a, whose product is annotated as C2 calcium dependent domain containing 4A. The coding region runs from base 298 to 1629 and encodes 443 amino acids. Lineage: Eukaryota; Metazoa; Chordata; Actinopteri; Perciformes; Liparidae. The record is from RefSeq and is a predicted model, not a curated record. The transcript is spliced from 2 exons.
GUUUAGAUAUUUCCAUGGGAACCCGUGGCCAAAGGAGGGAGGGAGGAUCCUGUUCAUGCAGCACAGGGGGCGGGUGUUACAUCCACUGGUUUUGCUUCAUUUAAACUGUCUUCAUCUCUCAAACAGCCACAGAUGUGCUGGUCCUGACAAGAGAGAACCUCGAUCUGCUGUCAAGAGAGCUUUACAGAUUUCUCACAGCAGCCUUCCAGCUGGAGCCAUCAGUCCAUCCCGUUCAGGACAACCUGGUGGAUUUUCCAUACCUUCAUAAAAAGUUUCCUAAUCUCUACCAGAGGACCCAUGUGGGUGGUGGAGAAGAUCCGUGUGACAGUGGAGAGAUCUAACCUGCUUGUCCCAUCAGCAGAACUCAACUUCAAAAUAGGUGACAUCAUGUUUGGAGAAAAAGGCGAUAAACCCAAAAGGACUUCCCUCUGUCCUAAUGUCAUCACCCCUGACAACAUCCCAGAGUUCUGCAUCCCCCCAACGUUUCCAUCCCUGCAGGAGACGAAGAACACGGAUCAGAGCCGAGCCGCUCGCAUUAUCAAGUCGUCUCCCUGUGAGAGGGCGAGCCCUGAAAUAGAGGUGACCCAUUGUGAGGCCAUGAACCCACACAUUAUCCAGGUGGAGAGUGUGGAUGAGAGCCCAUAUGAUGGCUGCAGCGAUGAGGAGACCACCAAUGCGGAUCCCCAGAGCCAGGCUGCCUUGUCCCUUCCACACAUGGCCAGAGCUCAGACCUGCUAUGGCUUUUGCACCUUACUGGAGAGCCCCCACACCAGGAGAAAGGAGUCGCUCUUCCACUCCGAUCCUGUCUCCUCUCCCCUGCUGAUGCCAAGGAGUCGAUCCAGCGUGUUCUCCAAAGUCUCCCCCUCCACCUCUCCUUCCUCACUCAGCCUGAACUCCAGGCUUUCCCCGAGAGGAUACACUCUGAACUGGCAGGCCACUCUGGACAGCGAUACGACUUCCUCGACUGAAUCCUCUCCUUUCAGCUCGCCACUGCUGACCAGGUGCCCUGCCAAGUCUUCCCUCUUCAAAGCACUGAGCCAUGAACUGCUGUUGUCAAGGAGCAUGAGGAAGGCAAUGGUGUCCAGGAACAAUUCCCUGUCCACAGAUGAAGGCAGCUCCACAGACAAUAGCCCCAAUGUCAUGAGGAGGGCAUCGGAUGGGUCAGCUGAAGGCCUGCCGAGCAGCUACAGCCUUGCGCCACCCAACAUCUUCCCUAUGGACAUGACUCUGCACAGAGAGAGAGUACUGAAGGAAAUAAUGGCACCCAUUGGAAAAGACGGCAGCCUGAGACUCUCAGCAGAGUACUGCCCGGAUAACCAAAGACUACGGGUUCGGCUGAUCAGUGCGGAAGGCCUCUAUCCACUCUCUGUAGACCCCAAGAUUAUCAACUGCAGCGUCAGCCUCUCUCUGGUGCCCGGAAAAGUCCAGAAGCAGCGCAGCACAGUCAUCAGAAAGAGCCGUCAUCCAAUCUUCAAUGAGGAUUUCUUCUUUGAUAGUAUCUCAGAAGAAGACAUCAGCCAGCGGUCCCUGCACUUUAAAGUGGUGAAUAAAAUGUCCACCCUGAAAAGAGACUAUCUCCUGGGUGACUGUGAUUUGCCUCUCUCUAGCAUUGUGACAUCCGAAACCUAAGUACUUCCGUAACAUUUCAUUUAUGUGUUGAAUUAUUUCUUUUCAUUUUUGUAUUGUAAAAGAGGAUUUUUAUAAUGAUUAAAUUAUGGAAAACAAUGACGUUGUUUGUCUUUAAAAAAGUGUUAUCAUGUUAUUUAAUUUCAUCACUUCACUCAGUUUUCUCCAUAUCCAAUCUUAGAAUUCAAUGAUCAGGAUAAACUUAAUUUGAGGGGAAAAAAAGCACCACAAAUGAAUAUUUAAUCCGCACUUUAUAAUUGCUUAAAAACAAACUAUAAAUACGGUGUGUAUAUGAAUGACAAUACAAUCAUUUACAGCCUGUGUGGCUUCAGCAUCAGCUGGCAUGAGAUAACUGCCAUCUCAUAUUUCUCCUCAGCCUGUUAUUCUCUUUGUGACCUUUCAAAUGAUUAAAAAUAUCACUAGGAACCUGA